Messenger RNA from Belonocnema kinseyi, 1725 nucleotides. RefSeq names its product muscarinic acetylcholine receptor DM1 (gene mAChR-A). The record is from RefSeq and is a predicted model, not a curated record. Gene Ontology annotation, biological process: G protein-coupled receptor signaling pathway, coupled to cyclic nucleotide second messenger; adenylate cyclase-inhibiting G protein-coupled acetylcholine receptor signaling pathway; chemical synaptic transmission. Gene Ontology annotation, molecular function: G protein-coupled acetylcholine receptor activity; G protein-coupled serotonin receptor activity. The transcript has 5 exons. The coding region runs from base 1 to 1725 and encodes 574 amino acids. Gene Ontology annotation, cellular component: dendrite; plasma membrane; synapse. NCBI's taxonomy places the organism in Eukaryota, Metazoa, Arthropoda, Insecta, Hymenoptera, Cynipidae.
AUGAACGUAACAUUAGUGCCUGACACCCUGAGCAAUGAGAGUUCAAAUGGCAGCGAAUUUUUUACAUUCGGAAAUUCGCAAUACUCACCCGUGGGGAAGACACUCUUAAUCAUUGUCGCGACCUGCCUCAGUCUUGUCACCGUCAUUGGCAACAUCAUGGUCAUGAUCUCGUUCAAGAUCGACAAGCAAUUGCAGACAAUCUCGAACUACUUCCUGUUCAGCCUGGCGGUGGCUGACUUCGCGAUAGGGCUCAUCUCCAUGCCACUCUUCACGGUUUACAAUGUCCUGGGGUAUUGGCCACUAGGGCCCCAUAUUUGCGACACCUGGCUCGCACUUGAUUACCUGGCGAGUAACGCCUCCGUGCUCAAUCUACUCAUCAUCAGCUUCGAUCGAUACUUCUCGGUUACGAGGCCCCUCACUUACAGAGCCAAGAGGACCACAUACAAGGCUGGAAUCAUGAUUGCUUGCGCCUGGGGGAUAUCUCUUUUACUCUGGCCACCAUGGAUUUACGCAUGGCCUUAUAUCGAGGGCGAAAGAACCGUGAACGAAAACGACUGUUAUAUUCAAUUUCUCGAGACAAAUCAUUAUAUUACAUUUGGCACUGCGAUCGCUGCUUUUUACAUACCAGUCAGCGUAAUGAUAUUCCUUUAUUGGCGUAUAUGGCGGGAGACGGAAAAGCGUCAAAAAGACUUACCAAAUCUGCAAGCUGGAAAACAAGACGCUAGCAAAAGGAGUAAUUCGAGUGAUGAGGCCUUGGAUCUGGAUGAAUGCAGGAGACCAAGAAGCGAGUCAAGUACGGGAGCAGAUGAACUAAAUACUCACUUCGCUGUUUCUUAUCUGGAUAGGCAUUAUCCUCAACAUAAACAAAAGCAUAGGCCACUGUCGUGGACGUGGUUAAAGAUGUGGUGCAUUGCAUGGUGGCACAGUGGAAGAGAAGAUGAAGAUGAUGAGGAUGACAUUGGAGGACCGGAAAGUAGUAAAGUCGGCUACGAGGAAACCCUUACACCUAUUUCCGCUGAGACGCCAUUAGGGACGACAGUUUCUCGCUGCCCGUCUCUCAGUGUCAUCCAAGCCAAUGCUGUUGAGCAUUCAGACUACAAAGCAGCCUCUCGAACCUCUGGCAACGAUUCAGUCUACACAAUACUGAUCCGACUGCCAACGAAAGAAGAAGGUGCGAAAUACGAGAACGAGGGUCCAAGUAUAAAAAUGUAUCACGACGAUAUGAUGACCUACAGUGUUCACAGCGCAAUAGAAAGUGGUCAGGAAAAGAGCCUGGGACCAUCACUUUCGAGUCCUUCGUCCAUCAUCAGGCGACCAUCCCACAUUCCCGACAUAAGGAUACCUCUGAACGCAAAGACUGUUCCCAAAGCCAUCACUUCCGGUGGCAAGGGUAUCCUCAGCAAGCCUCCAGUCAAGAAAAAGAAGAAAACUCAGGAGAAAAAGGCUGACAAAAAGGCAGCCAAGACCCUUUCUGCUAUUCUCCUCGCCUUCAUCAUGACCUGGACCCCCUACAACAUUCUAGUCCUUUUAAAACCCCUUGCAGCCUGCACGGACUGUAUUCCUAAAUUAAUUUGGGAUUUAUGCUAUUAUCUUUGUUACAUCAAUAGUACAGUGAACCCUGUGUGCUACGCUUUGUGCAACGCGAACUUUAGGAGAACCUACGUUAGGAUUCUCACGUGCAAGUGGCAUAGUAGAAACAGGACAGGAGUGAACAGAGGAUAUUAA